Penicillium salamii is the source of this 1161-nucleotide messenger RNA. NCBI's taxonomy places the organism in Eukaryota, Fungi, Ascomycota, Eurotiomycetes, Eurotiales, Aspergillaceae. The record is from the annotation of a GenBank genome assembly.
AUGGCAUCAGUGGAUUCAAUAUCAUCGAACACCUGGUGUCUCAACCCAAGGAGGAAUGGUGCGUCAGCUUCAAGUGUUGUUUCUUCCGUAUUGACACCUCCCAGGAGCAAGAUCGUUGUGACUUCCAGGAGACCACUCCCCAACGCAUGGAUCGACCCCCGCGUCAGAUUUGUGGCUGUGGACUUCCUUGAACCCGUUGAGAAGAUCAAUGCUUCAUUAGCAGAUAUCUGCAGUGAUGUCACCCAUGCCUUUUUCACUUCAUACGUUCAUAGCGAUGAUUUCCGUCUUUUGCGCGACAAAAACGUCCCUCUCUUUCGCAACUUUAUGGACUCGGUCGAUGCCGUGUGUCCCAAGCUCCAGCGCGUAUGCCUCCAGACUGGCGGCAAAUACUAUGGCGUUCACCUAGGGCCGGUGAAAGUUCCACUGGAGGAGUCUUUCCCUCGCUACGAUGAUAAGGGAUUCAACUUCUAUUACAACCAGGAAGAUUACCUACGAGAGGUCCAGGCUCGCCGAAACGCCUGGACUUGGAAUGUCAUCCGACCAAAUGCAAUCAAUGGUUUCGCUCCUCAUGCAAACGGCAUGUCGGAAGUCCUAACCAUCGCCAUAUACAUGCUCAUCUGCCGUGAGAUGGGCGAACCUGCACACUUCCCCGGAAAUGAGUACUUCUGGACGUCCAUUGACGAUAACUCCUACGCGCCCAGUCUCGCAGAUCUCUCUGUUUGGGCUGCCUCACAUGAGCACUGCCAGGAUGAAGCAUUCAACCAUGUGAACGGAGAUGUGUUCGUGUGGAAGUAUAUCUGGCAAGACUUUGCGGCGUACUUUGGCCUCGAUGUGCCCGAGCCGACGUUCCAGAAAGCAUCAGGCCAGGCCGAUACUCUGGCCAAUGAGAUCGAUAUGGUGGAGUGGGCUAAGGACAAACGUCACAUCUGGGAGCGGGUUGUUGCCAAGUACGGUGGUAAGGCUGAUGCUUUUGACUGGGGGACGUGGGGAUUUUUCAAUUGGGCUACAGGAAAGUCUUGGUUGACGAUCUCUUCCAUCAACAAAGCAAGAGAUUUUGGUUGGACCCGUCACGAUGGGACACUCCAGACUUGGAUUGACACAUAUCGAUCCUUCGAAAAUGCCGGGGUGAUGCCCUCCCUUGAUCUCCUGAAUAAAGAGUAA